Candidula unifasciata is the source of this 194-nucleotide messenger RNA. NCBI's taxonomy places the organism in Eukaryota, Metazoa, Mollusca, Gastropoda, Stylommatophora, Geomitridae. The record is from the annotation of a GenBank genome assembly.
UGCGCAAACUUUCACAAAUACUGCAAGCCUAAAGUGAACCCAAUAUUGUCAAGUUUCUGUACUCAGCUGACGAACAUUACGCAGGCACAGGUUGAUGAGGCCAAGGAUUUCACCGUGGUGUUGAAAAGCUUUGAACACUGGCUGCGCAUCAACCGUCUUACCAAGUCUAAACAAUUUGCAAUUGUCACUGAUGG